Molecule: messenger RNA, 915 nt
Organism: Cylindrotheca closterium
Lineage: Eukaryota; Bacillariophyta; Bacillariophyceae; Bacillariales; Bacillariaceae
Source: the annotation of a GenBank genome assembly
AUGAAGAUCCCUAUAAACACUUUACCACUUUGCCUGUUCAUCUUAAAAGGGCCACUAGCAACUUGUGCUUUCUCGGUGAAUCCAUCGUCCUUGCAAGAAUCGCCCCCGAUUCACCAUCCUCGAACAACAAGAAGAAGAAGAACGAACAAGAAGAAGGAUCAUGAUUCGGUCGUAAUAAGCCCUUUGUUCUACAGAUUGCGAGAUCAGUACGAUACGAAUACUGGUAUUGGGCCACUGCAUGGGCUUGCGGGCCCAGGUAAACUGGCAGGAACUCAAGCGUUGAUUCAGGCACUUCUUCAAGAACACCACGACGAGUCAUCAUCAUCUCUGUUGGAGCUAUUGGACAAUACAAGAGACCCCAAAAUGGGCACAACACCCUUUCACUGGGCCGUAUGUGGUAUGACUACGAGCUUGCAAGGUGGUGGAGGCUCUAUUCAAGUGUGUCAAUGGAUGAUCGAUCGGGUGUUUGAGGAGGGUGGUAAAGAUUCUGUUGUUAAGCUUUGCAACCUACCUUGUAGGACCCAUCAUAGUACCCCAUUGAUGUACGCAGCUUGGGGUGGCAAUGUGAGGCUUUGUGAAUUGUUGUUGGACGAAGGUGAAGCCGACCCAAUGUACGCUGACAAGCGCGGCCAAAACGCCUUACAUUGGGCUGCGGCUGCAGGACAUCUGAAGGUAUGUCAAUAUUUGGCAGGAAAACGCUAUCAUCAAUAUUUUUCGUCAGCAUCCGCACUAUUAUUAGAAGAGGCGGAGGACGACGGCGCCGUCCAGGAGCAGGAGGGUGCUGAUUCGUCCUCCGCAAAACAUAUGGAACACGGACCAAUCCUGGAAACAGAUAACAGUGGCCUGACAUCUCUGGACUAUGCAAUACAAUACAAUCGCGAUGAUAUCAUCGAGUGGAUGAUGAAAGUGCUGUAG